Messenger RNA from Vitis riparia (riverbank grape), 6565 nucleotides. Its product is annotated as disease resistance protein RPV1-like. Gene Ontology annotation, biological process: signal transduction; defense response. Bases 461 to 5020 code for a protein of 1519 amino acids. Gene Ontology annotation, molecular function: ADP binding; protein binding; ATP hydrolysis activity. NCBI's taxonomy places the organism in Eukaryota, Viridiplantae, Streptophyta, Magnoliopsida, Vitales, Vitaceae. The record is from RefSeq and is a predicted model, not a curated record. The transcript is spliced from 7 exons.
UAAGCCCAUAAUAUGAUAGAGUGGGGUGUGGGCUUUGUCAUUAUGAGACAAGGCCCAGCAUGGGCUUUUGCCCAAGCCUUCAUAUAAGAAAGCCUUUAAAAUGGUGAUUAACUGGAACUGUUCGGUUCGAUUAGAACCGUCCGGUUCCACCGGGUCACCGGUCCGACCGCCGGUUUAGGCGGUUCGUGACCGGUUUGAUCGUUAAACGGUUCAAUAGGGCAGACCGGACCGGAAUUGUGACCGGUCGACGGUUGAACCGGUCCGACCGGCCGGUCCGGUCCGGUUUUUAAAACAUUGAUAUUUACCACCUGAUCAGGCCACCAAAUUUUCCUUUUGUUUUUUUGUCUGCAGAUAAGCUUUUCUGCUGCACCCGGCCCAUGGUGAAGGGGCCUGGGGCCAAUAGUCAUUGAGCAUCCAUGGAUCCUCUCUCUUAUUUUCUUUGAUUCCAAGCAAUCCAAAAAUGGCUUCUUCCAGCACCCGUAGAGCCUCUUCUUCUACUUCUUCUGUUUCUCGUACUUAUGAUGUGUUCUUGAGUUUUAAAGGCGAAGACACUCGCAAAAAUUUCACCGAUCAUCUUUAUACCGCUUUGGUUGCAUGUGGAAUUCAAACUUUCAGAGACAAUGAAGAAUUAGAGAAAGGAGGAGAUAUUGCAUCUGAUCUCUCAAGAGCUAUAGAAGAAUCAAGGAUUUUUAUUAUUAUUUUCUCCAAAAAUUAUGCUUACUCCACAUGGUGUUUAAAUGAACUUGUAAAAAUCGUUGAAUGCAUGAAGCAAAAGGAUAUAAUGGUUCUACCAAUAUUCUAUCAUGUGGAUCCAUCAGAUGUACGAAGGCAAAGGGGAAAUUUUGGAGAUGCACUUGCCCAUCAUGAGGGAGAUGCUGAUCAACAAAAGAAGCAGAUGGUACAAAAAUGGCGGAUUGCCUUAACCAAAGCAGCAGAUCUAUCUGGAUGCCACGUGGAUGACCAGUAUGAGACUGAGGCUGUCAAUGAAAUUAUUAAUAAAAUAGUUGGAAGUUUAAAUUGUCAACCCUUAAAUGUGGGCAAAAAUAUAGUUGGAAUUAGUGUUCAUUUAGAAAAUUUGAAAUCAAUGAUGAACACUGAAUUGAAUAAGGUGAACGUGAUUGGGAUAUGUGGAACUGGUGGGAUUGGUAAAACUACGAUUGCCAAGGCUAUUUAUAAUGAGAUCUCAUAUCAGUAUGAUGGUAGUAGCUUUCUUAGAAAUAUGAGAGAAAGAUCCAAAGGUGAUAUACUUCAAUUACAAAAAGAACUUCUUCAUGGAAUCCUAAAAGGAAAAGGUUUUAGAAUAAGCAAUGUUGAUGAAGGAGUUAAUAUGAUAAAGAGGUGUCUCAAUUCUAAAAGAGUUCUUGUUAUUUUUGAUGAUGUAGAUGAUUUGACACAACUAGAAUAUUUGGCUGAAGAGAAGGAUUGGUUUGAUGUAAAAAGUACAAUCAUCAUUACCUCUAGAGACAAACAAGUGCUUGCUCAUUAUGGAGUGCAUAUAUCAUAUGAGGUUUCGAAAUUUAAUAAUAAAGAAGCAAUUGAACUCUUUAGUUUGUGGGCAUUCAAACAAAAUCUUCCCAAGGAAGCUUAUAAAAACCUCUCAUACAAUAUGAUAGAGUAUGCUGAUGGCCUUCCAUUAGCACUUAAACUUUUAGGUGCCUCUCUUUUUGGAAAGAAAAUAAGCGAAUGGGAAAGUGCAUUAUAUAAGCUAAAAAGGAUACCCCACAUGGAAAUUAACAAGGUACUUAGAAUAAGUUUUGAUGGACUUGAUGAUAUGGAUAAGAAGAUAUUUUUGGAUGUUGCAUGUUUUUUCAAGGAAAAGGACAAAGAUUUUGUUUCAAGAAUAUUAGGCCCUCAUGCCGAGUAUGGAAUAGCAACUCUAAAUGACAAAUGUCUCAUAACUAUUUCAAAAAACAUGAUAGAUAUGCAUGAUCUAAUACAACAAAUGGGCAGAGAAAUUAUUCGUCAAGAAUGUCCUGAAGAUCUUGGAAGAAGAAGUAGAAUAUGGGAUUCUGAUGCAUAUCAUGUGUUGACAAGAAAUAUGGGGACACGAGCAAUCGAAGGACUAUUCCUAGAUAUUUGUAAAUUUGAUCCAAUACAGUUUGCUAAAGAAUCUUUCAAACAGAUGGAUAGACUUAGAUUGCUCAAAAUUCAUAAAGGUGAUGAAUAUGAUCUCAUAUCAGUAUUUGGUAGCCACCCUUAUGAAAAGCUAUUUUAUGAAGACUGCCUUCCAAGGGACUUUGAGUUUUCUUCUAAGUUAACUUAUCUCCAUUGGGAUGGAUACUCUUUAGAAUCAUUGCCAACAAAUUUUCAUGCAAAGGACCUUGUUGAACUCAUAUUAAGAGGCAGCAAUAUAAAGCAACUUUGGAGAGGGAACAAGCUCCAUAACGAGUUGAAGGUUAUCAAUCUCAAUUAUUCAGUGCAUCUCACUGAAAUCCCGGACUUCUCAAGUGUGCCAAACUUGGAGAUUCUAACUCUAGAAGGGUGUGUAAAACUGGAGUGUCUUCCAAGAGGCAUUUAUAAGUGGAAAUACCUUCAAACUUUGUCUUGCCGGGGCUGUUCAAAGCUAAAGAGAUUUCCGGAAAUCAAGGGCAAUAUGAGAAAGCUAAGAGAGCUUGAUUUAAGUGGAACGGCUAUAAAAGUGCUACCAUCGUCAUUGUUUGAACAUCUAAAAGCUCUUGAAAUUCUCAGUUUUAGAAUGAGUUCAAAACUCAACAAAAUCCCUAUUGAUAUUUGUUGCCUAUCAUCAUUGGAAGUAUUGGAUCUAAGUUACUGCAAUAUAAUGGAAGGAGGAAUUCCCAGUGAUAUUUGUCAUUUAUCAUCACUGAAAGAACUAAAUCUGAAAUCGAAUGAUUUUAGAAGCAUUCCUGCUACCAUCAAUCAACUUUCUAGGCUGCAAGUCCUUAACUUAAGUCACUGCCAGAAUCUUCAACACAUUCCAGAGCUUCCGUCGAGUCUAAGGCUUUUAGAUGCGCAUGGUUCAAAUCCUACUUCAUCAAGAGCCUCAUUUUUGCCAGUUCAUUCUCUGGUCAAUUGCUUCAAUUCGGAAAUUCAGGAUUUGAAUUGCAGUAGUCGGAAUGAAGUAUGGUCCGAGAAUAGUGUUUCUACCUACGGCAGCAAGGGAAUUUGCAUUGUUCUUCCUGGAAGUAGUGGAGUUCCAGAGUGGAUAAUGGAUGAUCAGGGAAUAGCGACAGAGCUUCCUCAGAAUUGGAACCAAAAUAAUGAGUUUUUGGGAUUUGCUUUGUGCUGUGUUUAUGUUCCACUUGAUGAUGAAUCUGAGGACGUAUCCGAGAAUGAAUCAGACAAUAGAUCUGAGGGUGAAUCUGCUCACACCUCGGAGAAUGAAAUAGAUGAUAAAUCUAAGAAUGAUUCUGUGGCUGAAUUGUCGGAGUAUGUAUUUACGCCCUCUUGUCGUCUGAAAUGUUCUUUGAAAAUCUGUGGUGAUAACAUUACAUUGGUGGAUCUUCCCCAAUAUGAAUCUAGUUGUUUUUGCUAUGACCAAGAUAAUGAUAGUGUAUCACGUCAAACGUGGGUGAUUUGGUAUUCCAAGGCAGCCAUUCAGGAGUGGUAUCCCUCUGAUCAAUGGCCUUACAUUGUACCUUUAUUUGAGGGCUUUUACAAUACUUUUAAGAAAGCCUUUAAAGUGGAGGAGUGUAAAGUCCGCCUUAUAUACUCCCAAGACCUUCCACUAACGACACAGACUCAGGAUGCGCAUACGGAUGUUAGAAGGUGCAGUGAAUGCCAGCAAGAGGCGACGUGCCGAUGGCGUGGUUGUUUUAAGGACAGUGACAUGAAGGAGCUACCCAUUAUAGAGAAUCCCUCGGAGCUUGAUGGUUUAUGUUUGCGGGAUUGUAAAAACCUCAAGAGUCUGCCAAGCAGUAUUUGUGAGUUCAAAUCCCUUACAACUCUCUCUUGCUCUGGCUGUUCACAACUAGAGAGCUUUCCUGAAAUCCUGGAAGAUAUGGUAGUCUUACAAAAGCUUGAUUUAGAUGGAACUGCCAUAAAAGAGAUACCAUCAUCAAUUCAACGUCUAAGAGGGCUUCAAUAUUUGAAUCUGGCAUAUUGCGAAAACCUUGUGAAUCUUCCGGAAAGUAUUUGUAAUCUGACAUCUUUAAGAACUCUCAUUGUCGUUUCCUGUCCAAAACUCAACAAAUUGCCAGAGAACUUGGGGAGAUUGCAGUCUCUAGAAUACCUUUAUGUUAAAGAUUUGGAUUCAAUGAAUUGUCAAUUGCCGUCUUUGUCGGGUUUGUGCUCCUUGAUAACAUUACAACUGAUCAACUGCGGUCUAAGGGAAAUCCCCAGUGGUAUUUGCCACCUAUCGUCACUGCAACAUUUAAGCCUCAGAGGGAACCGGUUCAGUAGCAUACCAGACGGGAUCAACCAACUUUAUAACUUGAUUGUUUUCGACUUGAGUCAUUGCCAGAUGCUUCAACAUAUUCCAGAGCUUCCAUCAAGUUUAGAAUAUCUAGAUGCCCAUCAAUGCUCAUCGCUGGAAAUUUUGUCAAGUCCCUCAACUCUACUCUGGUCUUCUUUAUUCAAAUGUUUUAAAUCCAGGAUUCAGGAGUUCGAAGUUAAUUUUAAAGUCCAAAUGUUUAUUCCUGGAAGUAAUGGAAUUCCAGGGUGGAUAAGCCACCAGAAAAACGGAUCCAAAAUAACAAUGAGACUUCCUCGGUAUUGGUACGAAAACGAUGACUUCUUGGGCUUUGCUUUGUGCUCUCUUCAUGUUCCACUUGAUAUCGAAGAAGAAAACAGGAGUUUGAAAUGUAAAUUGAAUUUCAACAGCCGUGCAUUUUUGUUGGUGGAUGAUUUCUGGUCUAAACGCAAUUGUGAAAGCUGCCGUGAUGGAGAUGAAUCAAAUCAAGUGUGGUUGAUAUAUUAUCCAAAGUCAAAAAUUCCGAAAAAAUACCACUCAAAUGAGUAUAGGAGAUUGAACACUUCAUUUAGUGAAUACUUUGGAACUGAACCAGUGAAAGUGGAGCGGUGUGGAUUCCACUUUAUAUAUGCCCAGGAGGAUUAUGGAUAGAAUCAUCUCACCAUGGUACAAGGAACGGUUGUUCUUGUGGGGAUUUGGGCGUUCAUACAUCAGCUGUACAAGAUGUCAAGAUACCAAUGCUUGUGACAACGCACGAGGCACUGACCACAACCAUCCACCAAUGAUGUACGUUGAUUCAGAGAAACCCAAUAGACCAGAGCCCAUGGGUGGAGCCACACCAUAAAAUAUGAUUCGGAGAAACCCAAAACCAAUCUCUUUUACUGGUAUCAUUUCGCCUUCCUUUCUCUUUCUAAUUUAUAUGGGGGUAGAAUUUCUUUGUCAUGUUUGUUUUUGUUGUGUCAACGAAACGUUAAUACAAAGGUAUUAUAGAAAAAAGAAAGAUAAGGUAAAACAAAUUAUACAAAACAUAAGGUUUUAACAUGGUUUAAUCAAUCAUAUCUGUAUCAAUGGAUGUGAGAGAACAUUCCAUUAUAUGAUAGAGAAUAUUAAAGGAAAAAAAAAAUACAAAAAUAAAUAUAAUCAUUGGGUCCCUUUGUAUCUCCACCUUAAACCAAUAAUCUUCUUACCCUAUUUGGUGUUUCUUCCUCUUUCACAUAUCUACACCUUAGUGAGUUAUUUAGUUCCAUCAAGUGUCCCUCACUUUUCCUCACAUCUGUAUCUCAUGUCUCUUUGAUAACUUUUUUCAUUCAUGAUCUAAAAUAUUUAUUGAGAUAUUUUCACUAGUUUUCCUUAUUCUACAAGGAAUCUAAUUAAAAACACAUAUAAAGUUAAGGAAAUAUUUUAUAUAAUAUUCCUUUUAUAAUAAGAAGUAUAUUUUAAAUAGGAAUUUGAGAUACUUUUCCAACUAUUCCUCUCAAGGUAAACAAAAGUUUGGGACUAUUUUAGGCAGUGCUCUUAUCCUCAUAUCUAGAAGAUUCAUCUCAAGGUAAACAAAAGUUUGAGACUAUUUCAGGGAGUGCUCUUAUUCUCGUAUGUAAAAGUUAAAGCUCUCCCUUUUUUCAUAUUUUAAACCAAAUAUUCUCCUAUUACUUCACCUCCGUUAACCAUAAAAUUGUGGAAAACCUUUCUCUUGAGUUGAUCAUGGUAUAUAUUUUAGAAUUUUUAGUUGUCUUAUAAUUGAGAGAAGCAAGAUUUAAGUCCACAAGCGUGAAAUCUAAAACUCUUUUUGUUCGAGUACAUUUUUAUUAAGGCUUGUUUUUUAGUAUUUGCAAGUCAAUUUGAUCAUUUUAUUGCUUUUGAAAGAUUAGAACUUUUGUUUAAACAACUUUAAUGCAGAAAAUUGCACAAUCUAUUGCCUUUACCCUAAGUUUGAUUGAUAUCUAAAUGCAGAAUCUCAAGCAAUCCAAGGGAAAAGCUUAGUUGGUAAGUCAAAGACUCAAUUGGUCACACAUAUAUAGAUGUAUCUAGUUAAUUUCCAAUUUGAUUUAAAUUGUAAUUAAAAAUAAUGUAUAGCCAUGGUUACAUUAUGUCCCCAUCUAUAGGGUUUGAUGAACUACAAUUAAGUGGGGGAAAUUUCCUGCACAUUUGAUGCAGAUAUAGGUUAAUUUAAUCAUUCUUCUUUUUUAUUUUCCUAAA